AUGCACAUCAUCGACGAAUGGCAAUUGAAAGUGAUUCCCAAGUGCAAGCAACGGAUGAAGCUAGAAUCAUGGAGAAUAUUUUCGAGAGAACGGAGUAAAGAGGACAUAAAACAACAACAGCCAAACCACAUCGCAGACUGGUUUCAUCAUGCAGGCCAAUAUGGUAUCCAAGAUGCAGUCGACCAGCCGACACUAAAAAGUGCUUUCGAGGAAAAAUGCCUAAUUGGCCAUACAGGGUGGGGGGACAAGAACAGGAGCGUGCAUGUGGUAGUGGAAGUUGGGCAACACGACUCCUCCGUAUAUGCACGGGCCAUGGCGACAUGGCAGUCUGACAUUGGCGUGGAAAGCGCAUUUGAACCGGAAUCAGUGCGUUGA
Molecule: messenger RNA, 375 nt
Organism: Sporothrix schenckii 1099-18
Lineage: Eukaryota; Fungi; Ascomycota; Sordariomycetes; Ophiostomatales; Ophiostomataceae
Exons: 1
Coding region: 1-375 (124 amino acids)
Source: RefSeq, a predicted model, not a curated record